AUGACGACCCCCAGUAAAGGAAAUAAGGCCUUGAAGGUGAAGAGGGAGCCAGGUGAGAAUGGCACCAGCCUGACAGAUGAGGAGCUGGUUACAAUGUCUGUACGUGAGCUGAACCAGCACCUUCGAGGCCUAUCCAAGGAGGAAAUCAUUCAGCUGAAGCAACGUCGUCGCACACUUAAAAACCGAGGCUAUGCUGCUAGCUGCCGGGUGAAGAGGGUCACCCAGAAAGAAGAGCUAGAGAAACAAAAGGCAGAGCUCCAGCAAGAGGUAGAAAAGCUAGCCUCCGAGAAUGCCAGUAUGAAGCUGGAACUGGAUGCCCUCCGCUCCAAGUACGAGGCACUGCAGAACUUUGCGAGGACCGUGGCCCGAAGCCCUGUGACCCCAGCCCGGGGCCCCAUCACUGCCAGCAUGGGGCCCCUUGUCCCUGGCAAGGUGGCUGCCACCAGUGUCAUCACAAUAGUGAAGUCGAAAACGGACGCGAGGUCGUAGUGACGUGUGUGUGUGCUCCCCGGUGGCAGCGGGUAUAUGUGGGGUGGUUAGGCACAAGGCAAUUUCAGCAGCCCUGUCCCCACCUCUCUUCCUUCUCUUCUCCCACCUCUUCCCUGCAAAGCACAACCUCCCACCCCGGGGGUGCCGGGCUGAGCCCCCUUUGAUUUCAUCAUUAUCGUCAUGUGUCUUGUGCGUUGGGAUUGGUCGGUGCGGCAGUGACAUGGGGUGGCCCCCUUUCUUCCUCUGGGUACUAAGGCCAGGUGGACAUGGAGUCCCAUUGUGCCCCUGUGGGCAUAGAAAGAAUGUCCUAGGACACCUUUGUAUUUGGGGAGGGGAGGUUCCAGUUUGGGAGGAUGGGACCUGUCUAUUCUUGAGCCCCAGAUGGCCUCCCAGACCUCAGAGUGCUGUCCUCAUUACCCCUAGUGUCAGGAGCUAGGAUGCCACCUUGGGAACUGUUCUGUCAGGAAUGGUUUGUUAUAGACAAACCCAAGUUGAAUAGCUCAGCCUUGUGGAAACAGAUGGGCCUUGUUCUAGUGGGGAAAGUGCAGAAUGUCUUAGUGUGGCAAGGGAGAGUGAAGUGGUGCUUCCCUGGUUGGUGGAGGGAGGUUGGGGUGUCAUAUAGUGGCUGUGAGCCAAUAGCCACGGCUUUUGUGCCUGACACGUUGCACUGAACAAGACCAAAAUCACUAGUUGUGAACGUAUUUGAAAGGUGUGUACAGUGUGUCUUAGCAAUGGGUCCCGUGUCACUGUUUACACAACCUAUUUGUGUGGUUAAAUGGUCCUUUAUUUAAAAGAGAAAAGUUCCUUUGAAGAAGCUAUUAAAUUAUAUGUUUAAAGACUAAAGAAGAAAAAGCUGCAGAGUAUUUAAAAAACUGUCUUUUUAAAAACACAGAAUAGGAGGAGUAUUUGACCAUAGAAAUGGAAAAUGUUUUUAAAAAAAGUAUCCUAGAAACUUUGUUAGUUUAAAAAAAGAGAGAGGAACUUGGGGGCUAGGGGGGAAUCCUUUGCUGUAAAUCCUUUCUUUGGACAAUUCUCUGUGGCUAUUGGAGUUUAGUUUUUAUAAACACAGAGUUAUCAGACAUUAUUUAUAAAACUUAGUUUAAAAAAAAAAAAAAGACAAAAAAAAAAACCCUAACCACAAAACCGACCAGAUGGCGAGUCCUAACGUUCUUUGAUAUCUCUUUUGCAAUUGUACCAAAAGUGACUUACUCUUUUGCCCUUUCUGCUUCCGUCUCUUUGCCGGUGGCCGUGGUGUCGUCCGUGCCUGGUGAGGUCUUGUGUGGCGGUAGCGUGCUGGUGCUUCUGGUGACCUUUGACAUGUGGGUGUCACUCUUGUGUCUGUUCUUCCCGUGUUUGUUUUUUGGUUUUGUUUUUUCUUUUGCUUUUUUCUGGAUUCCCAGCACUGGCUACCUAGAGCUUCUAGUUGCAGUAAUUAUAUGGAGGAUACAGGAUCUGUGCUUACCCAGUCUCUCUUUUCUGCCUCUUUCCUUAUCUGAUCCAUUCCGAGUCCCCUGUUGGCAAAAACCCAAAGGCCAGAAUAAACACUCUCUAGGGCUGGCAAGGAUUUGACUUUGGCUUUGGAUGGGAUGUAUCAUGUUGAUGAGAUGUAGGGCUGGACCAUUCUCAUCACUCAUGAAUAGAUACCUUGGCUUUUUUCCUUUGUGCUCUGAUGCCCCAUGGCAGAAGAAGUGACAUUCAGGGACUGUCU
Gracilinanus agilis (Agile Gracile Mouse Opossum) is the source of this 2197-nucleotide messenger RNA. It is a transcript of the gene MAFG, whose product is annotated as MAF bZIP transcription factor G. Gene Ontology annotation, biological process: regulation of epidermal cell differentiation; regulation of transcription by RNA polymerase II. Gene Ontology annotation, cellular component: nucleus. The transcript is spliced from 2 exons. Gene Ontology annotation, molecular function: RNA polymerase II cis-regulatory region sequence-specific DNA binding; DNA-binding transcription factor activity, RNA polymerase II-specific. Bases 1 to 489 code for a protein of 162 amino acids. NCBI's taxonomy places the organism in Eukaryota, Metazoa, Chordata, Mammalia, Didelphimorphia, Didelphidae. The record is from RefSeq and is a predicted model, not a curated record.